UGGGAAGCCCAUCGGAUAUUCCAGGAAAUCAUGGGUUUUUCCAAAAACAACCCACGCUUCAAAGUAUAUGGUAGAACACAUUUCACACGGGGGGUGGUGGGUUGUCAGUGUUGUUGAUUACCAAUAUUGCAGUUAGCUGUUUAUGAAGACCAGAGCAAAGACGUUUAUAAAUAAUACUGUCAGCGUAUGCCACCUUCAACCCGUGCAGUGUAAAUAUAUUCACAGACUGUGGAUAAUUCUAUCACUACUGACCUGACAGCCCUGCACAGUGGUGCGCCACGUCAUCUGAUCCAACUAUUGCCAGGCACGCACCUGCCAGUCUCACACAAUCUCAGAAAGUGAGCAGAGGAAACGAAUCUGGAACUUACAGCCGGACAAAUUCUUCAAUGUGGCACCGAUGCUUGUAAGAACAAUGUCUGUGGCCGAGCUGAGGCUGGUGCUGAUCCUGGCAGGAGUCAUCCAAGGGGCGAGAGUAUUUGCAAAGUGUCCUGACAAGUGUUUCUGUAACGUUAAACAGACCUCUGUUAAUUGUGGGGGUAAACGCCUCACAGACCUGCCAGGUGAUAUACCUCUGCAGGUUGAAAAGUUGUAUCUUAACAAUAAUAAAUUCACCGCCCUCGCUCCAUACGCUUUCUCUAACUUCUCCCAGUUGAUGUAUUUGGACCUCCGACAGAACAACCUUCAACAGAUUGAAGCUGGUGUAUUUGCGAACUGUUCACAACUUCAACAGUUGUACCUUACUGCUAACCUUAUAGAAACGAUCCAUCCAGAAGCUUUUGAAGGAUCUCAACAAGUCACCUACUUAUCACUCGGAGCAAACAAACUGAGGAAUGUACCAUCUCUGCCUCCUCUUGCUAACCUGCAGAGUCUCAUCAUGGAAGGAAAUAAGAUCGUCAAUGCAACCUUUCCAGAUAGCUAUUCAGCAAACACGGCCCUCACCGACAUUGUAAUGAGCAACAACGCGUUAGACAGCCUCACUAAUGCAACCUUUCAAUCACUGAGACGCUCUCAAGUUAGAAAAGUUGAAAUAUCAAGAAGUCACAUACAGAAAGUUGAAAGCGGGGCGUUUGAGCCACUGAAGAUGUUAAUGUCUCUGAAGAUCGGAUACAACCCCUUAGAUAGUCUACAGCUGCAGAAUGUCAUUCGUGGGCUGAGCCACACAAGCUUGGUGUCCUUAGACAUCCGGAACCUGAGUCUUGCUGGAAAGCUGCCCUCCGAAACGUUCCAUCUUUUACGCGAUACACCAAUCAGUUCCCUGAAAAUGCAGAGCAACCAGAUCUCUAAUAUACCCUCUGGGGCUUUUGCCAACUUGCCCAAACUGAUCCUGAUUGAUUUAUCAGGGUGCAAGAUCCAAACGAUUUCCGAAUCUGCAUUUGAGAACUUAACUGUUCUGCAGACUCUAUUUCUUUAUGGCAAUAGUCUAGCAAUAGUUCCCCGUGGGUUACCUUCGUCGCUUACUAAACUGAACUUAAACCAGAAUCAGAUUGACAAACUGAGGAACAGUGAUUUUGAUAACCUUAAAAUUCUGGAAGAGUUGAACCUUGUAAAGAAUUCUAUUCACGAACUUCAGGAAUAUGCCUUCUCGGGCCUGAUGCAGUUGCAGAAAUUACACUUGGGCCAAAAUCGGAUUUCGACCCUGCCAGGAAAGUUGUUUAACUUGUUAACGAGACUUCUUUCUCUCGAACUGAAUGGCAAUAACAUCAAAUCUAUCCCUGAAACCGAAGGCCGUUUUUCAAGUCUGGCAUCUUUGGUUUAUCUGAAUCUCGAAUCUAAUGCACUAUCGGACAUGCCUCUUAAUCUUCUUCGCCCACUCCAGAGCCUGGAAUAUUUGCAUCUUGAUAACAACCAGCUUGGGCCUCUCUUAGUCAAAGACAGGUCAGGGGAACUGUUCCAAAGCAUGGCCAAGCUCAAAGAACUCCACCUGCGGAGCAAUGAUAUCCACUCCCUUCCUGAACCAAUGCUUGCUGAACAGAAAUCAUUAACCAUCUUAGAUUUAUCCCAUAACAGAUUGUCACACUGGGAACGCAAUUUCUUUGUGUCUACGGAAUCUCUACGCACCCUUGAUCUCAGUAUGAACUUGAUUUCACUCAUCAACAAAACUUCCAUCAGCAAUCUACGUUCUCUUCAAAGUCUGAAUCUCUCUGGCAACCCUUUUGCUUGUACGUGCGAUGCUAGGUGGUUUUGUGGCUGGAUGAACACAACUGACAUUGUCCUUCCAAAGCAGUCUCUGUACACGUGUAAUCUGCCCCCACCAUGGCAGGGCAAGGUUAUGUCCUCCUACUGCAAGGCUCAUAUUGACUGCACCGAUUAUACUUUAUACUAUAUCAUAGGUGCAGUUUGUGGAGGGUGUUUUGUGGCGUUUAUCACAUUGGGAGUUUGUUACAGGUGCAGAUGGUAUGUGAGAUACAGGUGCUUUAGAAUCAAACGAGGACUCAGGAGAGUCUGGAGGCCCCGUAAAGACUACACGCGUCUUCCAGGCGAUGACAAGCUUUACGACAUAUACGUAUCUUACGCAGAUAAGGACAGAGAUUGGGCGCUGGAAAACAUUAUCAGGAGGUUUGAUGACGGAGAAUGUGCUGGCUGUCAGUGUGAAGGUCGUUACAAAGUUUGUUUUAGAGACAGGGAUUUUAAUCCAGGUCGAGGAAAUAUUUCCAGCAUGGACGAGUGCCUCAAUGCAAGCGCCCGUGCCAUGGUAAUCGCCACAGAUGAAUACGUCUCGUGCAAAUGGUGCCAAUUUGAAUUUGAUACCCUCGUGGACGCCCAGGUGAAGAAGGUCAUCUCGGACUUAAUUUUGAUCAAGGUUGGCAACUUACACUGCAAUAUCCCCAAAUUAAUGGAGAGGAUGAUUCAGAGACAUGAAUACAUAGAAUGGAUAAGUAAGGAGACUGCAGAGGCGAAUUUCCUUGAAAGAGUAACUGAUCAGUUGGGUCCGAACGUAGUUGGAGGUGCAAUCCAGGCAUGAACGUACAUGUUACCUCCUGAAAAAAACUACCAGAUGCAUUUCAGGCCAAAGUUGACGAAUUAGAUCUGAAAAAAAUGACUUUUGUCCUAGCUCUUCUAGGGGAGCAAUCCUAGAGUGAAUGGACAAUUUGGGAGGAAACCCUACUGAACAACAGUUUCUGGCCCCUGACGUCUAGGCCCAAGUGGACAUUUUAGAUCUCCGACAAACUAGGGAGCACUUGGGCGGUCAAUGUUUGGUGUGGAAUCCAGAACUAGUGAAAAUAUCAGAUCAUUGAAUAAGUAACUGAACACCCGGGUCAGAGCAACAGUGGGGCGUUGACAGACAAAGUUGACAAAUCAGAUAUUUUUUAUGCCCCCGCCAUAUAUGGCAGGGGCAUAUAGGGUUACGCUCGGUGUCCGUCCGUCCGUCCGUCUGUCUGUCCGUCUGUCCGUACGAAACAGGGAAUGUAUUCUAUCCACUUCUCCACCA
Molecule: messenger RNA, 3430 nt
Organism: Haliotis rubra (blacklip abalone)
Lineage: Eukaryota; Metazoa; Mollusca; Gastropoda; Lepetellida; Haliotidae
Product: podocan-like
Exons: 2
Coding region: 398-2962 (854 amino acids)
Biological process (GO): immune response; toll-like receptor signaling pathway
Cellular component (GO): membrane
Molecular function (GO): transmembrane signaling receptor activity; protein binding
Source: RefSeq, a predicted model, not a curated record